This is a messenger RNA of Cladocopium goreaui, 1262 nucleotides long. The record is from the annotation of a GenBank genome assembly. Lineage: Eukaryota; Dinophyceae; Suessiales; Symbiodiniaceae.
AUGGAAAGCUCUGAGGUUGACCCUGAGAGCCUGGAGCGCAAGCAGAAGUUCCUUGGCCAGGCGCCGCUUCACCUGGCGGCCAGAAAAGGCCACAUUGAGGUGGUCGAGCUGCUGCUGAAGUCGGGCGCCUCCGUGGGGAACGCGGACGAAUUCGGUUUUACGCCACUCUUGUGCGCGGCAGAACGUGGCCACGCGGAGGUGGUCAAACUGCUGCUGCAGUCGGGCGCCUCCGUAGAGGCGAAGACCAAGGACGGCAGCACAGCGCUGUUCUCUGGGGCUGCGAACGUCGAGGUGGUCGAAGUGCUUCUGAAGUCCGGCGCCUCCGUAGAGGCCAAGAACAAACGAGGCGACACGGCGAUGCACUUUGCCGCGACGGGCGGCAAGGUCGAUGCGGUGCAGAAGCUGCUGGCGGCAGGAGCCAAGGUCGAUGUGGCCAACCGUAACGGCGAGACGCCCCUGCUUCAUGCGGUCCUUCAGGGUCGCGCGGAGGUGGUCGCAGUGCUGCUGAACUCCGGCGCGUCCCUAACGAGGAAGGGCAAACUCGGCCUUACGCUGCUGCAUGACGCGGCUUGGCUGGGCCAUGCCGCGGUGGCCGAGAAGUUAAUCGCUGCCGGGGCCAAGGUGGAUGCUGGCGGCCACCCGCCCUUGGUCUACGCGGCCAAGGGCGACCAGCGCCACGUGGAGGUGCUGGAGCUGCUGCUGAAGUCCGGCGCCAACGCGGCAAGGAAGGACGAAGACGGCGACACAGCGCUGCAUCACGCUGCGGGUUGGAGCGGCAACACCGAAGUGGUCGCGAAGCUGAUCGCUGCAGGAGCCAAGGCGGACGCCUGCGACCGAGAAGGCAACACGGUGCUGCAUAUUGCAGCACUGAAAGGCCAUGCGGCCAUGGUCGAGCAGCUAAUUUCUGCUGGGGCCAAGGUGAACGCACACAACAGGGAGGGCAACACGCCGCUACAUGAGGCGGCCAAGGACGGCCAUGAGGCCACGGUGAAAGAGCUCAUCGCUGCCGGGGCCAAGCUGGACGCUGCGAACAAAAAAGGCUUAAAGCCUUACGACGUGGCAAAGAAAGGCGGCCGCUACGCCGUGAUGGCCCUCUUGAAAGAGCCCGACAGGCCCAGCAGGCCCGACAGGCCCAGCAGGUCCGAGAGAGAGGAGAUGCACAGAGGCCCCCGGGUCCUCCGAGGCGCCCGGGUCCCCACACCCCCCAUGGAUCCCGAGGAUCCGCUCGGACUCCUCUAAAGUGAGGAGCGUUUCCGUUGCGG